This is a messenger RNA of Besnoitia besnoiti, 1308 nucleotides long. RefSeq lists its product as uncharacterized. Lineage: Eukaryota; Apicomplexa; Conoidasida; Eucoccidiorida; Sarcocystidae. The transcript is spliced from 2 exons. Bases 1 to 1308 code for a protein of 435 amino acids. The record is from RefSeq and is a predicted model, not a curated record.
AUGCGAAGGCCGUGGGAGAAUUCCGGGCUCGAUGCGGCGCUGGACCCCGCUGCGGGUGUCGCCGUCGCCGCUGGAGAGCUGUGCGUUUUCCUGCAGGGCGGUCACUGCCCCCCUGCUGCACGAGGUGUGGAGCGCACCCAGCGCGCUGGCUUCCCUCGACGCUCCGCGCAAGAGAACUAUGUCGUCGCCGAGGGUCGCCACGUGACGACGCAUCCAUUCUGCAUCGGGUACCGGCCGAUCCAACGCCUUCUUUUCCCGCUUCUGGGCAGAGUGCAGCGUCCCGCACCUUGCAGUUCUGUCUCCGGAGCGGUGUGUGUAUUUUUUUCUGACAACAUGCCGCAGCCUGCGCAGGUGGCGGCGCGCGCACCGCGAGCGCGGAGCUGUGGUGUCGUCGCGGUAGCUGCGCGCAGCCUCUCCUCUUCAGAUCCUGAUCGCUCUUCUUCUCCUUCUCCCUCUUCUUCUGCUUUCGCUCCACACAGCGUCUCGCGAGGCGUCCGGCGGUCGAGCUUUCUUCCGCUGCCCUUGUCAGUGAGCGCGCUUCCACUCCUCUGCGUGCUUCUCCUCAGCUCGGAGCUGCCGCCGAGCAAGCCCAUCCUCCCGUGGACGCCCGCGUGCGCGUCGCUAGAGCAGACGGAGCCCUCGACGACUCUCUUUUGGCCUGACUUCCCAGAGCAAGGCCUCGGCCCCACAACUGUGCCGUGGAAACUGACGCAGAAUGGCGCUUCUCCGGGAGAACACCGCGAAAGCCCCGUGCGGCGGCGAGUCGUGGGGGCCGUGUACGGGGCGGUUAGCCCUCGUCCCAGACGCGCCGCACGCGGCGGAGACGGGGAGACAGCCCAGGCGACGCAGCGCGACGCGCACGUCCAGCAGCUGCCUCGACCGGCCGCCGGCGAUCGCGCCGCUCUCGAGAUGGGCUUCGCGGAGCGCUCCAGGAGUCUGUACCGGCGCCGCGAGAGAGCCCAGAGCGGGGGGGACCGCCCCGAGGGCGUUCAGCGGCUCGAGGAAGCGAAGGCGACGACCCGCAGCCACGCAGCCGCGGGUCGGAAGCGGCAACUGCGGCGAAACGUGUUGAUUGCUUUGUCUGGGCUCGUGGCGUUGGGGGCGGUGGUCGCAGGGGCCCUCUUGAAUGUCGUCGCGCCCGAGCUCAGGGAGGAGGAGGAGGACGCGGAAAUCGAUGGCGCUGCGUCUUCCUUCAGCUUGGCCGGGGUCUCGACCCAAGGGCUCCGCACGCACGGUGUGUUAAGCGACAUCGUGCUGCGUGAAGACGCCCCCCUCGGCUUCUCUGGCAUGCGCCAUCGAACGCUGUGA